Tauraco erythrolophus (red-crested turaco) is the source of this 945-nucleotide messenger RNA. Lineage: Eukaryota; Metazoa; Chordata; Aves; Musophagiformes; Musophagidae. The record is from RefSeq and is a predicted model, not a curated record.
UGCCUCUGCCUGGCUCCCACCUACGAGCUGGCCCUGCAGAUCGGGCGCGUGAUCGAGAGGAUCGGGCAGUUCUGCGCCGACAUCAGGGUGAUGUACGCCGUCCGGGGAAACCGAGCUCCGCAGGACGCCGCGGUGCAGGAGCAGAUCGUCAUCGGGACUCCGGGGACGGUGCUGGACUGGUGUUUCAAACGGAGGGUCGUAGACAUGACGAAGAUCAAGAUGUUUGUGCUGGACGAAGCUGACAUCAUGAUAGACACGCAGGGCUUAUCCUGUCAAAGCAUUCGCAUUCAGAGGGCUUUACCCACGGGCUGCCAGAUGCUCCUCUUCUCCGCCACCUUCAGGGAGAGCGUGCGGUCCUUUGCCACGCGCAUCGUCUCCAACCCCAUCACCAUAAAGCUGCGGGAGGAAGAGCUCACCCUCGGCAACAUCCGGCAGUACUUCUUCACGUGCAGGAACCAGGAGGAGAAGUACAGAGCCCUCUGCAACAUCUACGGCAGCAUCACCAUCGGCCAGGCCAUGAUCUUCUGCCAGACUCGGAGGAGCGCGGACUGGCUGUCGGUGGAGAUGAGCCAGGACGGGCAUCAGGUGGCCCUCCUGACGGCGGACCUGACGGUAGCCCAGCGGGCCAACGUCAUCCAGCGCUUCCGGGAAGGGAAGGAGAAGGUCCUCAUCGCCACCAACGUCUGCGCCAGAGGGAUCGACGUGCAGCAGGUGACCAUCGUGGUGAACUUCAGCCUCCCCACCAAGCGGAACAGCCAGCCGGAUUUCGAGACCUACCUGCACCGCAUCGGGCGCACGGGCCGCUUCGGGAAGAAGGGCAUCGCCUUCAGCAUGGUGGAAAGCCAGGACGUGAGGCUCGUGCAGAAGAUAGAGGAGCAUUUCCAGACAAAGAUCAAGCAGCUGGACCCGGAUGACAUGGAUGAGCUCGAGCAGCUUGAAAACUGA